Messenger RNA from Cryptotermes secundus, 569 nucleotides. RefSeq lists its product as uncharacterized. The record is from RefSeq and is a predicted model, not a curated record. The coding region runs from base 219 to 569 and encodes 116 amino acids. The transcript is spliced from 4 exons. Lineage: Eukaryota; Metazoa; Arthropoda; Insecta; Blattodea; Kalotermitidae.
GCGGUCGCGUGGUAUCGUACGUGUAGUAGGAACAGUGUUGUUUUGUUUAGGUUAUGUGUGGAGUUAUUUUUAUUGUUUUAAUGUUGGUCCCAUCCGGUCAAGUAAUAUUAGAAACAAUGGAAAGAUGCACAGUAUUAUAAGAAUGAUAACUUCGGUAGAGGACUGUGAGUUACACGAAAACAAUGACCAAAAUUUAAGCAUAUACGAAUUGCUGAGAAAUGAUAUUGAAGAUCUUGGUGAAUCCAGCUCAGACUGGUGGCAUGAAGAACUUGAAACAAAAGAGGCAGGCUCUCCUUCAGACAAAGCGGAUUCAAAAAUAUGUGACCGCAGGAGUCCUGUAUUUAAAACACCUCAACUUGGAUUGCAGAAUAAACAGAAAAGAAAAUCACAUGGGAGAGUAUUAUCAGCCUCUCCAGGACAGAAAAGAAGCAGAGUUACCAGCCCAGGCAGUGAUGGAUCAUUGGAAAUGGAUUGGAAUUCACAAUUUAAAUCAUCAAACCCUCAACAAUCCAAUGAUCAGGUUCGAGUCAUCAGACACAUCUGCAGAGAAUAAGAAAUUGUUCACAUGA